Carya illinoinensis is the source of this 3033-nucleotide messenger RNA. RefSeq names its product FT-interacting protein 3. The transcript is spliced from 2 exons. Lineage: Eukaryota; Viridiplantae; Streptophyta; Magnoliopsida; Fagales; Juglandaceae. The coding region runs from base 378 to 2708 and encodes 776 amino acids. The record is from RefSeq and is a predicted model, not a curated record.
GGGUACCUCCUCGUAUAUCGUUCUCUCUGUAUAUCUCUCACAUAUUCAUCAGAUCCCACCCCCCACUCCCAACGCACACACAAAAGCAAAAGCAAAAGCGCUCUCUCCCUCACUUUUACUACAUUCGUCUUUCUCCCUCUGCUCUUCAUUGUUUAUCUCACUUCGGCCUCGUUACCCAUAAAAAGCGAUCUCCAUUUCCGUUUGCUUCAAAUGAACUCGGUUGCAGCUUCAAGGAGGUUAUCGGUCUAGGGUUUCGGUAAACAUUGUCUAUCUUCAAGGUUUCUGGCAACCUGCAAUUAAGAAAGACUCAGAUACUUCUUCUAUAGCAUCGAGCUACUCUACCUUCACUCUUUGUGUCUCUGCUUUGAGAACAGAAGAUGCAGAUCAGGCCUCCACCAGAAGACUUUUUGUUGAAGGAGACCAAUCCCCAUCUUGGAGGGGGGAAGGUCACCGGAGACAAGCACACAAGCACCUAUGACCUCGUUGAACAGAUGCAGUAUCUCUAUGUGCGCGUUGUUAAGGCCAAGGAUUUGCCUGCAAAAGAUGUCAGCGGUAGUUGCGAUCCCUACGUGGAGGUAAAGCUUGGAAACUACAAGGGGACAACCCGGCAUUUUGAGAAGAAGUCAAAUCCCGAGUGGAACCAGGUGUUUGCUUUCUCCAAAGACCGGCUGCAGUCUUCGGUGCUUGAGGUUACAGUGAAAGAUAAGGAUUUUGUGAAGGAUGAUUUUAUGGGUCGGGUUUUGUUUGAUCUGAAUGAGGUUCCAAGACGGGUUCCCCCAGAUAGUCCACUGGCACCUCAGUGGUAUAGAUUGGAGGAUAGGAAGGGGGACAAGGUUAAGGGAGAGCUGAUGUUGGCUGUUUGGAUGGGUACACAAGCUGAUGAAGCGUUUCCUGAAGCAUGGAAUUCAGAUGCAGCGGGAGUUAGUGGAACUGAUGGUCUUGCUAAUAUGCGAUCGAAGGUAUACCUCUCUCCUAAGCUUUGGUAUUUGAGGGUCAAUGUCAUUGAAGCCCAGGACUUGCAACCGAGUGAUAAGGGUAGGUUCCCAGAAGUGUUUGUGAAGGCUACCCUAGGAAAUCAGGGUUUGAGAACCAGAAUUUCUCAAAGCAGGACUAUUAAUCCUUUGUGGAAUGAGGAUUUAAUGUUUGUAGCAUCUGAACCAUUUGAGGAGCCCUUGGUGUUGAGUGUAGAAGACAGAGUUGCACCUAACAAGGAAGAAGUUUUGGGGAAGUGUGCAAUUCCCUUGCAGUAUGUUGAUAGGAGGUUGGAUCAUAAACCAGUGAACACUAGGUGGUAUAAUCUGGAAAAGCAUGUCAUUGUUGAUGGUGAACAGAAGAAGAAGGAAACCAAAUUUUCCAGCAGGAUUCAUAUGCGGAUCUGCUUGGAAGGUGGUUAUCAUGUAUUAGAUGAAUCUACCCACUACAGCAGUGACCUUCGACCGACAGCAAAGCAGUUGUGGAAGCCCAGCAUUGGGGUACUUGAACUUGGGAUUCUAAAUGCUCAGGGUCUGAUGCCAAUGAAGACUAAAGAUGGGCGUGGAACAACCGAUGCCUACUGCAUUGCAAAAUAUGGUCAAAAGUGGGUUAGAACUAGGACGAUUAUCGACAGCUUUACACCCAAGUGGAAUGAGCAAUAUACUUGGGAGGUAUUUGAUCCUUGUACGGUCAUAACAAUUGGGGUGUUUGAUAACUGUCAUUUGCAUGGAGGAGAUAAGGCUGGAGGGGCCAAGGAUUCCACGAUUGGGAAGGUAAGGAUUCGUCUCUCCACACUUGAAACCGAUCGGGUUUAUACACACUCAUAUCCACUUUUGGUUCUACACCCCAAUGGUGUGAAGAAGAUGGGUGAGAUUCAUUUGGCUGUGAGGUUCAAUUGCUCCUCUUUACUUAAUAUGAUGCACAUGUACUCACAUCCACUUUUGCCCAAAAUGCAUUAUAUUCAUCCAUUAACUGUUAGUCAACUUGAUAGCUUGAGGCACCAGGCAACUCAAAUUGUAUCGAUGAGGUUGAGCCGGGCUGAACCACCGCUGAGGAAAGAGGUGGUGGAGUAUAUGUUGGAUGUGGGCUCCCACAAGUGGAGUAUGAGAAGGAGCAAAGCUAACUUUUUCAGGAUCAUGGGAGUUUUGGGUGGGUUAAUUGCUGUAGGGAAAUGGUUUGACCAGAUUUGCCACUGGAAAAACCCCAUCACAACUGUAUUGAUUCACAUCUUGUUUAUCAUACUGGUUAUGUACCCUGAGCUCAUCUUACCUACAAUUUUCCUCUACCUUUUCUUGAUUGGGGUUUGGCAUUAUAGAUGGAGGCCAAGACAUCCUCCUCACAUGGACACUCGCCUUUCUCAUGCUGAUUCUGCGCAUCCUGAUGAACUUGAUGAAGAAUUUGAUACUUUUCCAACUUCGCGGCCUUCCGACAUUGUAAGGAUGCGGUAUGAUCGGUUGAGGAGUAUUGCUGGGAGGAUUCAGACAGUGGUCGGUGACUUGGCUACUCAAGGGGAGAGGCUGCAAUCUCUGCUGAGCUGGCGAGAUCCAAGAGCAACAGCUCUGUUUGUAAUUUUUUGUCUGGUUGCUGCUAUUGUACUUUAUGUUACACCAUUCCAAGUUGUGGCCCUUCUCACAGGCUUUUAUAUAUUGAGACAUCCAAGGUUCCGGCAUAGGCUUCCUUCGGUACCCUUGAAUUUCUUCAGGAGGUUGCCAGCCAGAACAGACUGCAUGUUAUGAGCAAAGUAGUUUCAUCUCCAGUUGCUUUUAAGUGGAAAGGCGCUGAGUUCCCCUCUUUCUUGUCAAGUCCUUGGAGAAAAGGUGGAAACAAAGGGAGAUUGUCUGCUUUCAAUGUUUGGCAGCUGUUGUUGGGUUCUGUGUGUAACCUUCCUCUGAAGGUAGUAGAUUUUGUGGACUUGCGGCUUAACCAAUGCCAUUUUUAGUAUUUCUGUUUGAAGCUUGACUUUGUGGUAAUCAGUUAUUGUUCGUCUAUAAUUUUGUAGGUUGUGAAUUAGGCUAUGCUGAACCAUCUUUAUGCUUAUGAAUAUUUGCUACAUUUUUGCUU